AUGGCGUCCCCCAAAGACGAGCUGAGGUCUGAGGACUCUUAUGAGUCUGAUCAAUCUGAAACAAGCCAACACGAUACUCAAGACCGUGCGCCAAAGCGCCGACGCCUCUCCGAAUCCUCAGACGAUGGAUAUGUUGCCCCAGCACCGCUCCCCACCCUCUCUCGCAUCAAGAAGAAAGAUGAUACCAAGAAACCCGAAGUGACCGACGAGGAAGAACCCGUUUUGAUCAAAGAUGCUCUGGAAAUUGGACUUCGGGCCGAGUCAUCCACAUUCGGUGCCUUGAACUUAGCUCCAUGGCUUGUUGGCUCCUUGUCGACUAUGGCUAUUCGUCGCCCCACGGCUAUUCAGAAGGCGUGUAUCCCAGAGAUCCUGAAGGGAAGAGACUGCAUUGGUGGUAGCCGAACUGGUUCAGGAAAAACAAUGGCAUUUGCGGUUCCUAUCUUACAGAAAUGGGCCCAGGACCCAUUCGGUAUAUUUGCGAUCGUGUUGACGCCGACAAGAGAACUUGCGCUGCAAAUCUUUGAACAAUUCAAAGCCAUCUCGGCACCCCAGAGCAUGAAGCCCAUCCUUGUCACCGGCGGCACAGACAUGCGACAGCAGGCAAUCGACCUCGCACAACGGCCUCACGUCGUUAUUGCGACACCCGGCCGACUGGCAGAUCACAUCAGGACGUCCGGCAAAGAUACCGUGGCUGGACUGGGUCGGGUGAAAAUGGUCGUUCUCGAUGAGGCAGACCGGCUACUCGCCAGCGGACAGGGUAGCAUGUUGCCAGAUGUCGAGACCUGUCUUUCGGCGCUCCCUCCUUCAGCCGAACGACAAACUCUGCUAUUCACGGCUACCCUGACUGCCGAAGUGCGCGCAUUACAGUCACUGCCGCGCACCCCUAAUAAGCCUCCCAUCUUCGUGACCGAAGUCUCUACCGAAAACCAAGGCAACAUUCCUCCCACCCUCAAGCAAACAUACAUCAAGGUCCCCAUGACCCAUCGUGAAGUCUUCUUGCAUGUUCUGCUCUCUACAGAGGAGAAUGUCUCGAAACCUGCCAUCAUCUUCUGCAAUCACACUAAGACCGCCGAUCUGAUCGAGCGCACUUUGCGCCGACUUGGUCACCGCGCCACCUCUCUUCAUAGUAUUCUCCCCCAGUCUGAGCGCACCUCCAAUCUUGGUCGAUUCCGCGCUGGCGCUGCGCGAAUCCUGGUCGCUACGGAUGUCGCUUCUCGUGGUUUGGAUAUUCCAUCCGUCAGCCUCGUCAUCAACUUUGAUGUACCUCGCAAUCCCGAUGACUACGUCCACCGUGUCGGUCGUACUGCCCGUGCGGGUCGGACCGGUGAGGCUGUUACGCUCGUGGGACAGCGUGAUGUGGAACUCGUUUUGGCAAUCGAGGCGCGCGUAGGCCGCCAGAUGGAAGAGUUCGCCGAGGAGGGUGUCAGUAUCGAGGGCCGUGUGACGAGGACCGGCGCAUUGAAGGAGGUUGGAGCUGCCAAGCGCGAGGCUCUGGGUGAGAUCGACGAAGGCCGUGAUGUACUGGGACGGAAGCGCAAUAAGCUCAAGAAGGUCCGGUGA
Molecule: messenger RNA, 1560 nt
Organism: Penicillium waksmanii
Lineage: Eukaryota; Fungi; Ascomycota; Eurotiomycetes; Eurotiales; Aspergillaceae
Gene: dbp8
Product: ATP-dependent RNA helicase DBP8
Exons: 2
Coding region: 1-1560 (519 amino acids)
Molecular function (GO): nucleic acid binding; RNA helicase activity; ATP binding
Source: RefSeq, a predicted model, not a curated record